Histoplasma capsulatum G186AR is the source of this 2382-nucleotide messenger RNA. RefSeq lists its product as uncharacterized. Lineage: Eukaryota; Fungi; Ascomycota; Eurotiomycetes; Onygenales; Ajellomycetaceae. The record is from RefSeq and is a predicted model, not a curated record. The coding region runs from base 1 to 2382 and encodes 793 amino acids. The transcript has a single exon.
AUGUCAGAGCUAUCAUCAGACGAGAUUGCUUCGAUUGAGAAAUACCCUCUGAGGACACUCGACCAGUUACGUAACUUUCUCCAAGGGACAGAACCGUCUAACUCGCUAUCUAAUGAUGGUGCUGCUGAUGACCCUGUUCGAACCGAUCGAAUGACAAUAUCGAAAGUUCUAAUUACUUUGAUGGAUGAAAAGGCAUCCUAUAAUCUCCAGUCACCGAUAAGCAAGCUGAAUAUUGCAUCAGAACUGGCGAGCGUAUUCAAGAGUUUUCAGCAGGAUGACUUCAACUACAGCUAUUGCCAACCACUCAUCCAACUUAUCAUACAGAAAGCACCCGACACUGAUAUAUGGAAGGCCAUUUUCGAUCUUAUCACCUCAGUCGCACAGGCCGCACAGGCCACCAGAUCCACGCCUCCGCCCAGGUCGUCCUUGAUAAUUCCACAGACCCCUCACUCGCGCAACACCAGUAGUCUCGCAAACUCGUCGGAGCUGCGAAGAGAUAUUGAUCCUGUCCUGAGGGAUGAGCUGUUAGGAGAGCUCCACGUGAACAUUCCUGGAUUCUUUGCGGCAUACUUUGAUGGCAUUGAAGGUCUCAGCCGGACUGCACAGGCUGUCUACCAGAAGUGCAACACAGGGGAUAGCCCGCUCUACAAUGACAAGAGUGGAUGGAAGGAUUGGCCUGAUGAUAUGGAUGAGAAAUAUGUACUUGAUUGGCUAAUCAAAGUUAUUAACCAGCUUUCCCAGUUUGCAGAGGAUCAUGACCUGACUCGAACACCUGCUCGCAGACCCUUGGCCCAGCCAGCCCAGCCAAUUGCUGGAUCCAUUGCAAAGCGAAAACUUGAUGUAGGGUUUGUAGACAACCCAGACAGCACACCAGAUAAGAAGUACAAGUGGUCAGAGAUCCUAGUGCCAGGAGAGCUGAAGAAUGACCGAAAGUAUGAUAUCCCUUCUGGGGCAAGGCUCGAUCUGGCCCGAUAUGCUAGAGAAGUGCUCUCUGCGCAAGAUGACCGCCGAUUCGUCCUUGGCUUCACACUGUGUGGACCAAUUUUACGCGUCUGGGAAUUUGACCGUUGUGGCGGGAUUGCUUCAGAUGCGAUCGACAUCAACAAAGAUGGCCUGAGGUUUAUCUCAGUGAUGCUGGGGUUCCUCUACAUGGACCGAUCUCAACUCGGUUUUGAUCCCACAGUGGUCACAGUGAAUGGUAGACGCUGCAUUGAGAUUGAGUGUGGUGGUGAGAAGGAGUGUCUUGUCAUUGAUGAAGUGAUCCUGCGGGCGCGAUGCAUUGCUGGCCGAGCCACAACCUGCUGGAGGGCGCAUCGUAAGGCGGGUGAUUUGCAGAUGCCCCUGGUGAUCAAGGACUCCUGGCAGUAUUCAGAGCGCGAUGAGGAAGGGGAGCUGCUGCGCCAGGCCACAGAGUGCGGGGUCACCAAUGUAGCCCGGUAUGAUUCCCAUGUCACCGUCCAAGUGGACGGUAAAGACGAUGACAUCCAGGCCAUUCGGAAAGGUCUCAGCGUUCCAACAGUGAACAAUCAGUCGAACAGUCUGCAAGAACUCCCAAAGCGGAGUGCAUCUAAUAGAGGGCGAAAUGACCCUGGCAACAGCGCCAUUGGACAGAAACGGUCAUCUGACUGCAUGGAUCCAGUGUUUCCUCCUCCUAGCAAGCGUACUCAGUCAAACUCUCCAACAAAAGUUUCUGCAAAGGACAAGCCACUCAAUCGAGUUCACCGCCGUGUCAUUGUUCAGGACUAUGGGAUCCCUAUAUUCAAGAGCAGCUCCAAGGUUGCUCUGCUCAAAGGAAUCGAGCUCUGCAUCGAGGGGUAUGAAUCUCUGUACUCAAAAACUGGAUUGAUUCAGAGUGAUAUCUCUCCACAAAAUCUCCUGAUAAAUGAGGAUAAAGAUAACCCUUCCUGGCGGGCAUUUCUGAUUGACCUUGAUCUGGCAAUCAGAGAGCAGCGGGAUGGCUACUCUGGGGCGCGAGGCAAGACUGGCACUAGAGCAUUUAUGGCAAUUGGUGUGCUGUAUGGGGAAAAGCACUCCUUCAUGCAUGACCUUGAGUCCUUUUUCUGGGUUCUAUUCUGGAUAUGUGUUCACUACGAAGGGCCUGGGAGGGGAAGGGAAGUGGGGGAUUUUGAGGAGUGGAACUACAUGAGCACAGAAAAGCUUGCUGGAUCAAAGAAGGGGGUGAUAGAUGAUGAAGGGGAUUUUCUCAGAACUGCAACAGAUAACUUCACUCCAUACUACCAGCCAUUGGUAUCUUGGGUUAACAGGCUACGGCGAAUCGUGUUCCCGGGUGGGAGACGAUGGAAGAAGCCUAAUCCAAACCUGGGUUUGGACAUGCGGAGAGUGAUUCAAGAAGCACAAAAGGAUCCAGAUGUUAUAGGAUAG